AUCCAAAAAAAAUUCUAAAAUAAAGUUUUAUCAUACAAAAAUUGAGAUAAAAUUUUAAAAUUACCUCCUAAUCUCCAUUCUUUCCCCGCGCUAGUUCCCAUCCUCAAUAACCAACUACAGGAAGAUCGGGACCUCAAGGCCACGUUCACAGCUGAGUUUUCUUCGUCCCCUCACAAAACCUCGGCACGAUUCACAUCCCUCCACUCUCUCCAUUUCUCUUACUUUUGUUGUGAACAAUUGUGAAGAAGCUUCGGUGCAAGUAAUUCGACAGUUUACAGAAUCUACAGGGUCGACCUCCUGCUCAUUAGUAAGAUAUCAUGGCAUGUAGUUCCGCACGAGGUGGUAGGGGUACAGGUCAAGGUAGUGGUCAAGGUAGUGGUACCGUUGGACGAAUACAUUCGGAUGCAUAUGAGACAUUGUCUCAACACGAGAGUAGUGAUGAUGAGGAGCCAACUGUUGGCCGACGGGGACCGGUUGCCCCUACGCCUUUACCUGAACCAAGAAAUCGUGAACAAAUUUGUGUUAUCUAUGGACAGUUUAGUAAUCAAGGUAAAGCUACCCGGACUAUGGGAGAAACUUUGGAGGCUAUGUGGUCCCAUCCUUGGAAAAGUUGGAAAGAUGUCUCUAAAGAAGAUGAAGAUAGGAUGUUUGAGCGUUUCAAGUUAUACUAUCAAUGGGAAAAUGAGUUGGAUGAACAAGUCCGAUCUUGCUGGUUGAAGUUUAUGAAGAGAAAAAUCAAGGAUGUGUUAAGUAGGGCUCGCGAGAGUGCCAAGGCCGCUGCAAGCAAUGCAGGUGUAGAAGUUGGAGACGAUUUAUCUGUUAUUAUUCCGUACAAGCCACGAUGGAUGGGGGCUCAAAUUUGGGAAACCCUAAUUCAAUAUUGGAAUACAAAAGAGUGGAAAGAUAAGUCUACUCAGAACAAAAGUAAUAGAGGGAAAUCAACUGGGGGCAAACAUACUCUCGGCUCACAAACCUAUGCCACGCUUAAACAAAAAAUGGAUAAGGAACUUGGGCGGUCAGCUACUGUAGAUGAAGUUUGGAUGCAAUCACAUGGGAAGAAAGGGACAAGACCUUUGGAUAUAUUGUUGAGUCGUAGAGGAGGUGAGGAUUCACAAACGGCCGACGGUUUGGAUGAGAUCGAUCUAUCAAGCACUGUUAAAUGGGUUGACAGCAGGGCAGAGAAUUCUCUUAAAUCAUAUAAGAAAUAUGUUAAGGAUAAAUAUGGAGAUGAUGCUAGCAAACGACCGUUAUUCGAUGAAGAUUCAUGGAUACAAGCUGGUGGGGGGAAGAAAAAAGGCAGAAUAUAUGGUUUUAACGACAUCAAUGAUCCGCAACUUUUAAUGACGGGUACACCGUCAACACCGGGUACUACUUCAAGAAAUGAAGAGGUACAACGAUUGAAUGAAGAAAUAAGGCAACUACGACAAGAGAAAGAAACGGAAAGACUAGAGAAAGAAAAAGAAAGAGCGGAAAAACUCAAAAUGAUGGAGCAAAUUGAGGAAAAUAGGAUUGCAAACGCCCAAAUGAAAGAACAAGUUCAAUUCCUUUUGAAGAACAUAUCAAAAAAGUAGCUCUAACUAGCUAAGCAUGUGAUCUUUUGGUAAAGUUGGUCAAUUCGGACUUUUGUUAUGGUACCUAUGUUUGGUAUUUAUUUUCGUACUUAUAUUUAGAUAUUUUGUCGUAUUUACUUUUUGAAUGUUUGUUUAGUUAGUGAAUUGAUACAAUUUUAUGAUAUUUAGUUGGAUUUA
This is a messenger RNA of Helianthus annuus (common sunflower), 1748 nucleotides long. RefSeq lists its product as uncharacterized. Bases 318 to 1571 code for a protein of 417 amino acids. NCBI's taxonomy places the organism in Eukaryota, Viridiplantae, Streptophyta, Magnoliopsida, Asterales, Asteraceae. Gene Ontology annotation, biological process: transposition. The record is from RefSeq and is a predicted model, not a curated record. The transcript is spliced from 7 exons.